AAUUAAUCGUCGCAUUGUCAUCAUGUUGUUUUAUUUUAACUCCUAGUCGCAUUUAAUUAAAAAUAAAAUGGCGGAAAAGUAUCUGAAAGUUUGCGGAGAGCCUUCAAUCCCAGGGCUAGCUUUGCCCAAAGCUUUUGAAGAACUUGAGAAGCAGUUUGACUGCGUGGCUAACGUGUGUCGACUGAAAGGAUCCCACGAGUCCCAGACGACUGGCAUAUUGCUCGUCUGUCACGAGCUACAGCGUCUCUUAAGACUAUCCUUUGUUGAAAAUGGAAUAUUAGCAAGUCGUAUCGAGAUUCUCUCUCGCUAUCAAGAUGACUGCAUCAAAAAAAUGGAGAAACGUCUUAAAGAAUUUGAAACCGAACAAAAGGUCACACGGCGUUACAUACGAGCCUUGAGGAAGAGGCAAUACAAAUAUGAGAAGGUGAAGACAAGCAAAGGCAGUGAGUGGUGGAUGGUUGAUGUCACCUCUAGUGACUACGACUCUCUCUGUGCCCUCUCAAGAAUGAAUGGCAAUCCAAGCCUUGAAUUUAUGCUAAGACUCAAUCAACUUUUAUUAGAUUUUGUCAAAGACCCUUACACUAAUGAGUUGCUUCUUCCUCCAAUGGGCAGUGAAGAGAGAGCAGAGCUCUCCAAGCUGGCUUCUCUCUAUAAGCUGAGGUGUAGAUUCAAUAAGUCUACACAGGUGGCCACUUCUACACUAAUCAAAGCAAGGCAGACUUGUGUGCCAGCCUCUGGUGAAGUUGAUUUGAUACUCAAUACAUUUACUAAAAAGAUGAGAGAUGGACCAGAGUCUGAUACAGAAGCAGCAAAGGAAGGAGGAGAGAAAAGUGGAGAUGAUACUGCCACAGGCUCAUCAAUGCAAAGCAACACGGCCAACAAUAGUAAUGUGACUGAUACAGAAUCCACUCCUACUAAUACUGCUACUAAUACUGCUAGCAUGACCCCGCCUGUGAUAGGAGAUGGAGCAAAGGGAAGGAAUGAAAAUGGAGGAGUAGGAGGAAAUAUAGGGGCCAGUGGAGGAAGAGGAGGAGGGAGGGGAGGUAGGGCUGGGAAGGGAAGAGGCGGAUUAGUUGAUAAAGGUGAUGGUUUACCCUCGUACAUGCUGACACCUGUAUCUUCAAUGGGAACUGCUACCAUUACACUAGAGGGUGAGUUUAUACCAGGGGGAGGGGGAGGAGCUAACCAAAGAACAGCAAAGUCGUCUUCUCCUACAACGGACAUUGGGCAUGUUACGCGUCCAACUCCGUCCGUACGUGUCACUAAAUUGGAUAAUCGGCCGUUUGUACAGGUUGUUCCACCUCCUCAGUCUUCCUCUGCUGGAGUAGUAAAGAAGGGCUCAUCUUCAUCGUUGGAUUCUAAUACUGCAACUACCAGUCUUCCUGCUCCACUGCAAGCACCACUCUCACUCCCAUCCACGUCAUCUCCCUCCACGUCAUCAACAGCUGCAGCUUACACUAACCUCCUCACAGCGUCAGGCUCAGCUUCCCCAGCUGCUCUCCACAUGGCUCUAUUGAUGCAGUCCCAGCAGCAGCUGAGGGCACUUACUGCUCAAGUUAAUGCCGGAGGUCAGGGACUGUCUCCCCUCACUCUCCCACUACCUCCAGUUCCACCCUCUGCUCCUAUCGCCUCUCCUCCUACUAGCUUACCCAGCACUGGCGGUAUGACUGCAGGUGUUUCUACAGUACUAGCAACUCCAUUGCCAAAGUCUCUCUCUACUGCUACUCCUCCUGUUUCUGGUGGACAGCAAGGAGGAAGGAAAGGAGGAGGAGGAGGAGGUGGUGGGACAAAAAGAGAAAGUACAGCAUCUGCUGGGUCUAAUUCCAAGAGGUAUAGGAUAGGUAGCAAGAAGUCAGAGUCUGAGAAGAACAAAAAUUCAUAAUAAGGAACAUCAACGGUGAUGAGUUAUCACCACCUGACAUUUACAUUUAACCAUUUGUAUUUAAGCUUUUGUUACUCUUUUUUGUAGCAAUCAUUGCAUUUAUGAUUCAUCAGUAGUAACCUUUCAUGAUUAUUAUUUCAA
This is a messenger RNA of Amphimedon queenslandica, 2023 nucleotides long. RefSeq lists its product as uncharacterized. The transcript is spliced from 12 exons. The coding region runs from base 68 to 1882 and encodes 604 amino acids. Gene Ontology annotation, molecular function: nucleic acid binding. The record is from RefSeq and is a predicted model, not a curated record. Lineage: Eukaryota; Metazoa; Porifera; Demospongiae; Haplosclerida; Niphatidae.